This is a messenger RNA of Dothidotthia symphoricarpi CBS 119687, 504 nucleotides long. RefSeq lists its product as uncharacterized. Lineage: Eukaryota; Fungi; Ascomycota; Dothideomycetes; Pleosporales; Dothidotthiaceae. The record is from RefSeq and is a predicted model, not a curated record. Bases 1 to 504 code for a protein of 167 amino acids. The transcript is spliced from 2 exons.
AUGUCGAGAGAGAGUGGUAUGACAGGGGCCUCUAUCAUUCGUCGUCUGUACGCGCCCAGCAACAACGAGCGGCCGGCUAGGCAGGGGCCCUGCUACUCGCAACGCCUCUGGAUGGCCUGCGGUUCCGCCUUGUUCGCCGCACGAGAGCCCGACACAGCAACUGCCACAGAUAGAGAGGGCGGGCGCACCGUGUCUGUCACAUCGACCUACUUCCAAGGUUCCACCAAGGCCACGCGGAUCAGCACGUCUGUGCGCCUGCCCUCACCACCACACUCCCGCAGCCUGCAUCAGGGGCAGAUUGGAUAUACGCCGAACGAAAAACAUCUUUCUUGUUUUUGGGCCCUUGUGAAACGGCGGCAGCUCGUCGUGGAGAUGAAGUACGACGGCGAGUCUGCCAGAGGAGAAGAUCGUUAUCAGACAGGAAGUAGUUUGGGAUCAGCGUUCAUUUCUGAUAAACACUUAGUGCUCACGCAAGGGUCGGAUAUUCUCAACCCUACUGACUAA